Messenger RNA from Fulmarus glacialis (Northern fulmar), 693 nucleotides. Its product is annotated as actin-like protein 9. NCBI's taxonomy places the organism in Eukaryota, Metazoa, Chordata, Aves, Procellariiformes, Procellariidae. Gene Ontology annotation, cellular component: cytoplasm; axon; synapse. The record is from RefSeq and is a predicted model, not a curated record. Gene Ontology annotation, biological process: cell motility; axonogenesis. Gene Ontology annotation, molecular function: nucleosomal DNA binding; protein kinase binding.
AUGUCACCAGGACCACACAGGUCUGUAAGGACCAUCUCCUCUAACACCUCCAGCUCCUCCUCAAGUGAGGAACUGGAGUUGGGAACAGGAGCAGUGGUGAUUGAUAUGGGCACGAGAAGCCGUAAAGCAGGGUUUUCUGGACAACAGACACCUAUAGCCAAAAUCAACACCCAUGGCAUAGCCCCCAGGGUGGGGAGAAGACAGGUCCGAGGAGAGGAAGCUUUGCUUUACCCUGACACUGAAAUUAUGGAGCCAAUGCAGAACAGCAUCAUCAUCAGUUGGGAAGCGUCCAAAACUCUGUGGCAGCAUCUGUUUGACCAUGAGCUUCAGGUCCCCCCUAAGGGGUAUGCACUGCUCAUCACUGAGCCCCUGCUCAGCCCCAUCACCCACCGAGAGAAGAUGGUGGAGGCAGUGUUCGAGUCACUGGGCUCCCCCAGCCUCUUGUGCUCACCAGCCUGUCCUCUCCACCUACGCCCAUGGCAGAACCAGCGGUCUGCCGCACCAGUCCAUGAGGGCUACAGCUUGGCAUAUGCCACCGAGAGGCUAGACCUGGUAGGGUCAUGUCUCUCCUGGUACCUGAUGACACUUUUGGGGGACAUGGGGUACAUGCUCAGCAACAAGAUGGCCCAUAUGGUGGAAGACAUCAAGCACAAGUGCUGCUAUGUUGCUUCCAACUUUAAGAGCGAGUGCCAG